Molecule: messenger RNA, 742 nt
Organism: Aspergillus glaucus CBS 516.65
Lineage: Eukaryota; Fungi; Ascomycota; Eurotiomycetes; Eurotiales; Aspergillaceae
Exons: 1
Coding region: 139-588 (149 amino acids)
Source: RefSeq, a predicted model, not a curated record
AACCAUUAGCUUCAAACUCAUGGCAUCACGAGUGCAUACUUCACCAAUCUCAAAUGUAAAAGAAGUUCAAGCUCAGAAAUACAGUUCAUCCACAUCACAAUGCGUUCAUUUCCCCGCAUAUAGCAUAGAUCAUGCCCGAUGACAGCGGACGCCACCGGCUUGGAUGCGAAGUAUAAAAAGCUAGUCAAUCUCAAAAUCUUAGACAAGUUCACUCAGAAUCAAUCGUCUCAAAGAAUCAAUUAUUUUAUGUACCACUACACAAUGUCCUCAAAUCGAAAUUGGAAUACCGGCAAUUUUGCCUUCCCACCCCACGACCAGGCCCAAAAAAAGGCCAGCAAGGGUGGCCAGCAGAGUGAUCAGCAGAGUAGCCAGGGAAUAUUUGCAAACAUGGACCCGUCCAAGCAGGUAUGCUAUUACUUUCCUGUGUUUAAUACGGAACGGGCUAACAGCAUUCAGCGGAAUAAUGCCCCCAAGGGUGGUCUUUCUGGAGGCGGAUUCACGGCUAGUAGCCAAACGGCACAGGAUAGUCAACGACGGGGUUCGAGACAGGCGUAUAUGUUUGAUGAGUCAGAGAUGCCGGAUGAGUGAGCGUUAUAUGCAUGGUUUGAUAUUAAGGUUAUAUGAUCUUGGAGAUAUGCUGUUUGUAAGUAACGCUUUUCUAUGGGCGCUGAGUGCCCGAACAACUGUAUUUGAGAACAAUUCAUGAAAUAGUCGUGAGAUCCUAAUUCUAGUCCAUCUUAUA